Molecule: messenger RNA, 423 nt
Organism: Vicia faba (fava bean)
Lineage: Eukaryota; Viridiplantae; Streptophyta; Magnoliopsida; Fabales; Fabaceae
Source: the annotation of a GenBank genome assembly
AUGCUACAACUUCCUCCGCCUCUCAAGAUCUCCACGCGACCAACCACAUCUCUUCCAUUCAUUCACCCAUCACCACUAAUCCCCUUGGGAAUCAGUGUGGAACCACAGAGUUCUUGUCUUAAAGAUAAAAAGAAGGGUGAAGGAGACUUUGUAGUCAAAGAACUAUUUGUACAAGACGUGUUACGAAACAAUUAUCUGCUUCAUGUACUCGGAAAAGAAUCUCCUGUAUUACUUCUUCCUCGCAGUUCAGUUGACAUUUCUAUUUGCUCAAAAUUACGUGUCGGAUGCCAGCAACAAAAUGUGAACCCUGGAUUUUCCAUUAAUGUAUGCAACUCUAAGGGAAUGAAUUUCUCAAAAGGUUUUGUUUAUGAUGUUGGAUAUUGUCCCUGCCAAUAUAAUCGAGUCUUGGAUGCAGGUAUUUGA